AUGGCCAUGCUAACAUUCAGCCUGGAGUGCCGUGGCACAUUGCCCGGCCAAGCAGUGUUCAUUGUCGGUUCUGUGGCAGAACUUGGAACAUGGAAAAUCCCCUUAGGCUUGCAGUGUACCACAACACCGCAGACGUUUCCGAUCUGGACAGGGGAAGUGGCGAUUAAGGAAUUUAAGAUGGUCACCGCUGAUGAAAAAGAUGCCGCGAACCCCGUGUGGGAGGUCGGGGGUUCAGCGUUGCCCAGUGGCCGUAUGCCUGGCAGAUGGGUUGGUGGGAAAGGUAGGCUCGGUGUUGGAAGCCGUGAUGAAUCGGGUGCCGGGCGGCUCCUCAAGCAAAACAAGCUCCACCAGUGUACUUGGUGCGCCCAGCGCUGCCAGCGCUACCAGGCUCCUUAUGCGAAAGCUCCAGCAGAGCUCGAGAACAUCUGUGAGAUGCCGGACCGCGAAGACAGAAUAAGUCACAAGGAUUUCCUGCGGCCCUACCAUCCGGACAAGAACCUUCAACACGUUCAGGUGAAUGGGCUGCGUGAGCUGCAUGGGUGGGCUGCCGAGAAACCAAGUCACAAGGAUUUCCUGCGGCCCUACCAUCCGGACAAGAACCUUCAACACGUUCAGGUGAAUGGGCUGCGUGAGCUGCAUGGGUGGGCUGCCGAGAAACCAAGAGCUGGAAGAGAUCGCGGAGAUGCCGGACCGCGAAAGCAGAAUAAGGUCUUGAUGAGAUCCAACCCGGAACGUCCGUUGGAUUUCUAUAGCAGG
Messenger RNA from Cladocopium goreaui, 756 nucleotides. The record is from the annotation of a GenBank genome assembly. NCBI's taxonomy places the organism in Eukaryota, Dinophyceae, Suessiales, Symbiodiniaceae.